Drosophila bipectinata is the source of this 1942-nucleotide messenger RNA. RefSeq names its product scoloptoxin SSD14. Lineage: Eukaryota; Metazoa; Arthropoda; Insecta; Diptera; Drosophilidae. Gene Ontology annotation, cellular component: plasma membrane. The record is from RefSeq and is a predicted model, not a curated record. Gene Ontology annotation, molecular function: glutathione gamma-glutamate hydrolase. Gene Ontology annotation, biological process: glutathione catabolic process.
AAUUAUUAUUUAACAAAAAACAAGUGACAGCUUUCGAGAAUUACUUAAAAAAAAAUAAUCAAAGAAAAAAAAAUAAAUUCCGCAUAUCAAACGACUGACCAUGUUCUAUGGGGAAUUAUUCGAUGCCUUCGGUGAUAUAUUAAUCGGAUGCUGCAAGAAGUAUGCCGUUUGCUGGAUCAUUCUGGUGGUGGCAACUGUGGGAGUGACCCUGGGAUUGGUCUUCGGACUCCGUGACAAGAAUGAGGAGCCGCGUCGCAUGGGUGCCGUGGCCUCCAAUGGAGUUGGCUGUGCUGAGAUUGGUGGCACCAUGCUGGACAUUGGCGGAUCGGCAGCGGACGCAGCCAUUGCCACGAUGCUCUGCGAGGGUGUGAUGCUGCCACACAGCCUGGGCGUGGGAGGUGGCUUUGUGGCCACCAUUUACUCCAAGGAGACGGGCUUCGUCGAGACCCUCAUUGCCAGGGAGACAGCUCCUGCGGCAGCCACGCGGGACAUGUUCGUGGAUCGGGACAUCACCGGAGCUCUGUCGUGUGCCGUUCCCAGCGAGAUCUAUGGAUAUUGGAAGCUGCACGAAAAGUACGGUCGCCUUCCCUGGAAACGGCUCUUCCAGCCGACCAUAGAACUCUGCCGGAACGGCAUUAUGGUGUCCAAGUACCUGGCCGGUGUCCUUGAACGUGAGGAAGAGCGUAUCCGCGACGAGCCCUCCAUGGCGGAGAUCUUCAUCAACCCCAAGACGGAUAAUGUCUACAAGAUUGGUGAGGUCAUGUACCGUCCUAUGCUGGCGGAGACACUGGAAAUGGUGGCCAACGAAGGAGCCGAGGUCAUCUACAGAGGCGGCCGGGUGGGUCGAAAGCUGGUAGAGGAUAUUCAGGCCAUGGGAGGCAUUGUGACUGAAGAGGAUCUCCAGAACUAUGAUGUCCGCUGGGAACUACCGCUCCAUUCCCGCUUCAAUGGAGACUAUGAACUCUUCACCUCGCCCCUGCCCACCAGUGGUGCAGUCCUGACCUUCAUGCUGAACGUAAUGGAGCCUCUGUUCACCACCAACACGGACAAGUACUGGCAGCGACUGAUAGAGACCUUCAAGCACGCCUACGGACAUCGCACCAAUCUGGGGGACAUCCACUACGAGCCGGACGUCCAGGAGGUGUACGAGAACCUACUGGAUCCAAAAUUUGCGGGUGAUAUCAGGAAACUGAUCCUGGAUGACCGCACCUUCGAGAACAUGUCGUACUACGGCGCCAACUUCCACAACGUGGAGGAUCAUGGAACCGCCCACAUCUCCGUUUUGGCGCCGAAUGGUGAUGCCAUUUCGGUGACCAGCACCAUUAACAGCCAUCUGGGGGCCAAGGUUCGAUCCCGUCAAACGGGCAUCAUACUGAACGACGAGAUGGAUGACUUCAGCACGCCGGGAAAGGUCAAUGUAUACGGUAUCCCGGCUAGUCCCGCAAAUUUCAUCAAGCCGGGAAAGCGACCCAUGUCCUCCACGUGCCCCAGCAUCAUCCUGGACACCCACGGGAAUGUGAAGCUAAUUGUGGGCGCGGCAGGCGGUUCCAAGAUAACCACCUCGGUGGCCCAGACCAUUCUCCGCUACUUCGUCCUGAACGAGCCCAUAGAGAAGGCGGUGAAUACGGGACGCCUCCACCACCAACUGGCUCCGAUGGUUGUGGACGUGGAGCGGGAUGUUCCGAAGCAUACGGUUGCCUAUCUGCGGAAAAUUGGACACGAGAUCCGGUAUCUGGACAAUGACAAGGCGUACUCCGCCCAGACGGCGAUAGCCAUGAGGGGAAUAGAGCCGCAUCCCGUCUGCGACAUCCGGAGGCUGGGCAGUGCCGUGGUCGUGGAGCCGGACAAGCUGGACUGAGAUUGGCGGGCAAUGGGGCGCCAUUGUCAUUUGUUCAAGAGGGAUCUCCUGCAUAAGUUAGAAAAAUAAUUAUUUUUUUUUACU